Molecule: messenger RNA, 1461 nt
Organism: Nilaparvata lugens (brown planthopper)
Lineage: Eukaryota; Metazoa; Arthropoda; Insecta; Hemiptera; Delphacidae
Product: pituitary homeobox homolog Ptx1-like
Source: RefSeq, a predicted model, not a curated record
AGAGUAGUUUUGCAAGUUGAUAUUCUACCAAGUACUGUAUUUGUAUACUCUACAGAAGUGAAGUGUAUUGUGCCGGUCUGUAAGAAAUGACAGACAGAUUUUAACGAAAUUUUCAACAGCUCAAGAUCGUGAUUCCUUAGAAUGCAUUGUUCAAGGAGAGUCCAAUCUACAGCCACAUUCGCUGUUCGUAUACUGGCAAAAUGUGCGUUUAUUUCCAACUGAACUCCACAAUUUGAUACAUAAUAUGAAGACUUGUUAAAGAAAAUAACUCGCAACUAGUUGAGGUAACAGAUUUUGUUCGAAGCAAUCUUGAAAUCAAAACUGACAGAGAACAUAGUGGAAUGAAUUUUAUGAGCACAAUGGAAUCUCUCAAGUAGUUGACUGAUAACUUGAAUUUGAAUUUUCAAGGGCUUACGGCUCGAUAGCCGGUUUAUUGAUAUGAUAAUCGAUUUACAACACCUAUAGAAACAUUAAACUAUAGUAGUUGUGAGCUGAUCGGAACAGUGUGACAUAUCCGAGCGUGCUUUCAUUUGAAACGCGUUUGUUUUCUAAUAGAAUUCUAGUGAAAUAAUAAUAAUUCACAAUCAUGUUGAUCGUGGAGUAAACCAAAAAUCGUCGAUACAAACGCCCUUUACAAUAUUAUUGAGGGUGACUAUUUUAAGUCUGAAAGUUUUUUUGACUAUUAAGUGACCUAGUGAGAGAUAACUAUUCAACGCAAACCAACUUUACAAAUAUUCCAUAUUUAUGCUCUCCUGGUUCGUUCAAUAGUCAACUAGUGAGAACAUAUAAUAAUCAAAAUUUUCAUACAAUAGAAAAGGAACGCGUAAUCGAAGAAGCAGGGUGAAUUUGUGAGGACUAACUUUACAAAGAUAAGCAACCCCUUAUACAGAAAAUAUUUCUAGGCUUCUGCUCUCUAGGUUCGUGCAAUAUCUGUUAUAAAAUGGAGAACUAGUCAGAACUCAAAGCAUUAGAAAUUGAAAGAAUACAACGAAUGCACGAAUUUGUACAAGAAAAGGUCAACGAAAUUGUGGUAACAUGAUGAACUAGUGAGAAAACGUAGUCUUCAAAGAUCAAGAUUGUAGUCUUCAAGUUCGUAAUCAACAGUUCGCUUUCAGAAGGACAACCGAUUUCGCGUGCAAUGGUGAACUAGUGGGAUAAUAGCAGAAUUUGAAAGCGAGCAGCCCACAACCGGUUCCACGAUUUCGUUCUACCUGCGCAACAGCUGCUACGACAUGGAAGGUCUGGCGGACAACGGGCUCUGCCUGCAGGAUCUGGUGUCGUCGUCGGCUUCCGACAGCCACAGCCUCCACAAUCUGCACGAUGCGGUGGCACCGGGUGGCCUGGGCGGCGCCAUGUUGGGUCACCAUCACCACGUGCACCACCACGACACCUCGCACCACCACCCCGUGCCCUGUGCGCCCACAGUGCUACACCACGAGCCUCUCGAAAAGCUCAAGCGAG